Messenger RNA from Penicillium olsonii, 1491 nucleotides. The record is from the annotation of a GenBank genome assembly. Lineage: Eukaryota; Fungi; Ascomycota; Eurotiomycetes; Eurotiales; Aspergillaceae.
AUGACGGACGGGCACAGUGCCCCUCCAGCCGAUGCGCCGGCGCCCGCUGCAGCGGCCGACACUGCUACCGCGCCUGUUCCAGCCGACGUUCGCUCGCAUGCUGUUCACCAUGAUGCGACCCCAGCCCAUGAGAAGGAGCAGGCCUCCGUGGGUCGUAUCACCCCGCGACCGACGUUUUUGGAACAUCUAGCUACCUCGCGAGACUCGCAGUUCCAUCUGGAUCGACGAGAUUCAAGUGAAUUGGAGCGGUACUUUCAUGGUCCCCGCAACAUGGAGAAGCACUCCAAGUGGCCCAUCAUGAUGCGGAUGCACGGCAGUGUCAUGCCGAAGAUGAUUCUCCCGCUUUUGACUGUAGCUAUUUGGUCGACUGCUGUCACUGUCUUUUCGAAAAAGGUCCAUGAUCUUGGUAUCAACAACAUCCUGCUCACCGUGCUGGGUUUCGUGGUGGGUUUGGCUCUGUCAUUCCGCAGCUCGACUGCGUACGAGAGAUGGGCUGAUGGACGCAAAUACUGGGCUCAACUCGUCCAAACAUCCCGCAACCUAUCACGUAUAAUCUGGAUCAACACCGGCGAACGCGAAGGAGAGGAAGGAAAAGAUGACAUCCUGAGAAAACUCUCCGCGAUGAACCUCAUUCUCGCUUUCGCCGUCGCACUCAAACACAAACUUCGCUUCGAGCCCGAUAUCGCCUACGAAGAUCUGGCUGGUUUGGCUGGACACCUGGACACUUUUGCCCGUGACGCUCAUGACCGCAUGGUUGUGAACCCCCCGUCAAAGACGAUGUGGAAGUCCGCUGGCGAAUACCUUGGUGUCUCAUUUGCCGAGUCCAAUCCUCGCAAAUAUGUCAAGCGAUCGAAGAAGCCUUUGGGACAUUUGCCCCUGGAGAUCCUUAACCAUAUUUCCGCAUAUAUCGAUUCUUGCGUUACAAAUGGCACUAUGGUGUCGACCCUUCAUCAAGGACAAGCUAUCACCAUGGUCGGUACCCUGAAUGAGGUUAUGACAGGCAUGGAACGUGUUUUGGACACUCCCUUGCCUACCGCAUACAGCAUUGCCAUUGCUCAGAUCUCAUGGAUCUACAUCUUGGUUCUUCCAUUCCAACUCUACAAUGCUCUCUCCUGGAUUACUAUCCCGGCCUCAAUCGUGGCUGCGUAUAUUAUUCUCGGUCUAGCUACAAUUGGUAGUGAAAUCGAGAAUCCUUUCGGUCAGGACGUGAACGAUCUUCCCCUCGACAGUUACUGUCGCCAGAUCGCCUUGGAAAUCGACAUCAUGACCGCCACACCUCGACCGAACGUCGAUGACUUCAUGUCCCGCGAUGAUAACCUCGUUCUGUUCCCGCUCAGCCAGUCAGGAUAUCCUGAAUGGAAGGAUCGAAGCCUUGAGGAUAUUCGUGGGGCGCUCAGAACCAAGGUGGUCGUUGGUCCGUCGACUGCUGGUUCGGACAGUUCAACGCUUGUUGAAAAUUUGUCAACCAAGAACAGUGGUCACUCAGUCUAG